CACACGCACCCAGACCCGUUCCCAGGCCAUCACACCAUCACCACCUCCCCCCCCCCCUCCCAACCUCGCCGCCGCCGCCGCCGCCGCCGCCGUUGCGGCCUGCCGGCCUCCGAUGGCGAAGACCCGAAAGCCUCCGCCUCCGCCUCCUCCGCCGCCCCCCGCAGAAACGCCAUCCCCGCAGCGGCGGCGCAAGAAGAAGGGCCGCCCCUCCCUCCUCGACCUCCAGCGCCGCAGCCUCCGCCUCCAGGCCCAAAACCCUAGCCCCGACCCUGCACCCUCCCGCCGGGACCCCAACCCCUCCGACGACGACGACGACGGGGCCGGGAGCGGGCGGCGGCGGCAGAAGCGCCUCAAGAGCGUCCUCUCCGGCAGCGUCAAGGAAGAGUCAGGGGAGGGGAAGAAGGAUGCAGCGAAAGCGACGGGGAAAGGGGAUGCUGCGUCGGAUGGCGGGCCCACGGGAACGCCCCUCCCAGACAAAAAGUUGCUGCUCUUCAUCCUCGAUAGGCUCCAGAAGAAGGAUACUUAUGGAGUUUUCUCAGAGCCUGUCGACCCAGAAGAGCUUCCAGAUUACCAUGAGAUUAUUGAGCAUCCUAUGGAUUUCUCAACGAUCCGUGAGAAGCUGUUGAAUGAUUCGUACUCUACCUUAGAGCAGUUCGAGAAUGAUGUAUUUCUUCUUACAUUAAAUGCCAUGUCUUACAAUUCAGCCGACACAAUCUACUAUCGGCAGGCUCGAUCUAUUGAAGCUCUUGCCAAAAAGGAUUUUGAGAACUUGAGGCAACCUAGUGAUGAAGAAGACGAACAACCCAAGCCAGCUCGAAGAGGUAGGCCGCCGAAGAAUCCCAAGGUGGAGGAUGAUGUGUCACCAGAUUUAUCCAAUGUAAAAGCAAACAAACAUGAAGACAAUGCUGAAACAAUAAGAAAAAGAUUGACCGGAGACAGAACUCGAAAUACAAAUACCCCAACAAAAGAUUCAUCCACUUUUCAUAGUAUGCUCAGCUCUUCUAGUGUAAAAAGAACAGAUAAAAUUGGUGAUUACUCAGGUUCUUCCAAGUGGGGAAAAAAGCCUACUAGUUUAGAUGACGACCGUCGAAGUACAUAUGAUCAGCAUUACUCACGUAAUAGUUCUCUGUUUGCUGCCCUUGAUGAUGAGAGGAAACUUCUAGUGCCAGUAGGGCUUCAGCAGCAAUAUGCGUAUGCUAGGAGUGUGGCGCGCUUCGCAGCGAAAUUGGGUUCGCUUGGCUGGGAUAUAGCAGCAAAUCGUAUCAGACGGACGCUGCCCCCUGGGGCAAAUUUUGGCCCAGGAUGGGUUUUAGAUGGCGAGCCACCUCAAAACUCUCAGUGGGCUCCUAUUGUCGCAUCCACCAAUUCCUCCUCUCAGUCCACUACUCCACCCUUCGACAUGACAUCCAAGAACGAUGUACUCCAUCACAAGUCCGGACUGUCUUCAAAUGGGGAUGUUACUGGUGAAGAGCAUCUAACUAGAACUCAAGCAGUAGCUUCUACAUCAGCAGGAUUUGAUAAGAGGUCUGAAAUUGCCAGUAAAGUGAUCAAGUAUGAGAAUGGAGCUAACAAGUCAUGUGGUAUGGAUAAUACUGGACCAGCUCCUCCUUUACAGCACAACCAAAGCUACAGUCGAGAAAUGCACUCUAAUGUCAAUGGCUUCACUGCUGUAUCAAACACCAUUAGUCAAUAUGCUGGACAAGGGAUAUUUGGAUCAGGCAUUCCUAUGACACAUGCUCAAGUGCUUGGGAUGUUUUCUGGAGUCAAUGGCAGAGCCAACAGCUAUAUCCAUGGGCACCCACUAACUGCUGGUAGUGUUAAAAUAGCACAGAAUGGAGAUGUUGGAAAGGCAACCCCCAAUCCUGUGCAAGAUCCAGGCCAUGAUCCAAAGAUUGUGUUGCCUCCAAAUGCUAAUAACUCUGCUCCUCCAAACUUAAAUGCUGGUGUCCAGUCAUCCAGUUCCCCGCCUAGAGGGAAGGUAGCAAACCCAAAGCAGCCUGACCUGGCUUUGCAGCUCUGAGAACAGAAGUAGUCAUUGACGUAGUUCACCUUUGUACUAUGAUCUGUGAUGCAAAGUCAUGAAUUAAAUACUGCUUCUCCAGGCCUAAUUCUCAAGCUUCUGAUACACAGCGAGUCAUUUGUAACACACUAAAUGGAGCUCAGAAGCUAUGAAGAAAUAACAAAAGAACACAAGCUGUUGCGGUAAGCAGAAUAGCUAGGGCUGUUUAAUCAUUUGACCCCCAGUGAAUUGUUGUAAAAGGGUAGGUAGUUUGUACAGAUUCUAAUCUUAUUGGAGAUCAUAAUGUUUCGGAUGAGGCAGUGCCUGUUGUCCAAUUUGUAACAUGAUGGUAGAGGAAGUAUACAAGCAAAAUGGCAGUGAAUAAUUGUGCCAUUUUUUCUCAGAAGAUCUAGCAUUUCGAAUGUAUGAGAGUGACCUUGUUCGGUGUUAA
This is a messenger RNA of Phragmites australis (common reed), 2450 nucleotides long. RefSeq lists its product as uncharacterized. The transcript has 9 exons. NCBI's taxonomy places the organism in Eukaryota, Viridiplantae, Streptophyta, Magnoliopsida, Poales, Poaceae. Gene Ontology annotation, molecular function: protein binding. Bases 113 to 2020 code for a protein of 635 amino acids. The record is from RefSeq and is a predicted model, not a curated record.